UCUCUCUCUCUCUCUCUCUCUUCCCGCUUUUUUAUUCCCUUCCUCCACCACCAUCUUCAGAUCUCCUCCGCCCUCAUCGCCACCCCUUUUCACCUCUCCGGCAGCCCAUCUCCAGAAUUCCAUCAUCCCUUUAUCCUUCUUCCCCUUUCCAAGCUCCAAUUUCCCACUGUUUCUUGAUUUUCCCACCAAAAAUCCGUAAAAAAUUGAUCUUUUUAGUUCAAGAAAAAAUAGCAGAUCAUGCAGCAGCAACAGCAGCAGCAGCAGCAGCAGGCGUUGAAGAAGCAGCUGCCAUUCACCUCGAUGAAGCCGCCUUUUGGUGACUACCAUCACUUCUCCACCGACCCUCAUCGGCCGCCCCUUGAGCCGGAAGCUGUUAUUGUCAAGUCUCCGCCCCCUGCACCUCCGCCUUUAAAAAGGAAGAAUGAUGUGGUAGAUGUUGAAGUUGAGUCUAAUGAUCAGAACCAUGGUCUUGGUUAUACCGAUGCUGCCAAUGUUUCGGCAAAAACACCUGUAUCGGGAAAAGUUGGAAAAGCACAAAAAGCUCCAAGGAUGACAAAGGCGAGUAGAUCUGGUUCUCAAACUCCUGCGACAAAUGUUGGUUCUCCUUCGGGCAAUCAUCUCACGCCAGUUGGUCCAUGUCGCUAUGAUAGCUCCCUUGGUUUGUUGACAAAGAAGUUCAUUAAUCUGAUUAAACAUGCUGAAGAUGGCAUCCUUGAUCUAAAUAAAGCUGCUGACACAUUAGAGGUGCAGAAAAGGCGUAUAUAUGACAUAACAAAUGUCCUAGAAGGCAUUGGACUCAUUGAAAAGAAACUCAAGAACAGGAUUCAGUGGAAGGGUCUAGAUGUAUCAAGACCUGGGGAGGUUGAUGAGAGUGUUGCUAGCUUGCAGGCGGAUAUAGAAAAUUUAACAAUGGAAGAGCACAGAUUAGAUGACCAAAUAAGAGAAAUGCAGGAAAGGUUGAGAGACCUGAGUGAAGCUGAGAAUAACCAAAAAUGGCUAUUCGUUACUGAAGAAGACAUUAAGAGUUUACCUUGCUUCCAGAAUGAAACGUUAAUAGCAAUUAAAGCUCCUCAUGGCACUACCUUAGAAGUUCCAGAUCCUGAUGAGGCUGUUGACUAUCCCCAGAGGAGAUACAGAAUAGUUCUCAGGAGUACAAUGGGACCGAUUGAUGUUUACCUUGUCAGUCAAUUCGAGGAAAAAUUUGAGGAGAUUAAUGCAGUCGAGGCACCUCCAGAUAUUCCUUCAACGUCGGGGGUGAAUGAGAAUUUAGCUACGACAUCAGUGACCAAGGAGAGUGGAGGAGACAACAUUCAAAUCGAAGAGCAGGAAGAUAAUAGGAUGUGCUCAGAUAUAGGCACAUCGCAAGAUUUUGUGAGUGGGAUCAUGAAAAUUGUUCCUGAUGUUGAUAGUGAUGCAGAUUACUGGCUUUUGUCAGAUGCUGAUGUUAGCAUCACAGACAUGUGGAGAACUGAAUCUGGAGUUGAUUGGGGCGAUUUGAGCGCAAUUCAAGAGAAUUAUGCCAUGCCUAGUGUUAGUACCCCACGUGCACAAACUCCACCACCACAUACAACAGAAGUGCCUUCUGCAACAAAUGUUUCAGGCAGUUAAAUAAGAUUGAUCAAUCCUACUUGCCAAUCCUAGGCAUGCUGAUUGCAGAAAACUGGAAGGAAGUGCCUGAAGCUUUUGAUAUAAAGUUCAGGUCCAGUAAUUUCUCCAUUUAAAACCCUUGAAAGACCUUGGAGUUGCAUUAGAUCACUUUCAGGAUCCACGUACUGCCGGAAUCUCCAGGAAGUCAAGCUAUGAAAGAGCUGGUAAACAGAAGUGGAGGCUGGUGGUUUUUUUGUACAUUAUGUAUCUAUACCCUGUAAUAUCAAUAAAUAGAUAAAGUUAUGUUAUCAUCAAACAUUGGCCACUGUAAAUUGUUUCCUUCACUACUACUUGCUGCUAGUUGAUGACCUUCAUAAGUGGAUAGUUUGUCAGUCAUAUUAUAAUGGUAAAUGCUAGUUGACUGCUU
Coffea eugenioides is the source of this 2014-nucleotide messenger RNA. Its product is annotated as transcription factor E2FB. The transcript is spliced from 14 exons. Gene Ontology annotation, molecular function: protein dimerization activity; DNA-binding transcription factor activity, RNA polymerase II-specific; RNA polymerase II cis-regulatory region sequence-specific DNA binding. Lineage: Eukaryota; Viridiplantae; Streptophyta; Magnoliopsida; Gentianales; Rubiaceae. Gene Ontology annotation, biological process: regulation of transcription by RNA polymerase II. The record is from RefSeq and is a predicted model, not a curated record. Gene Ontology annotation, cellular component: RNA polymerase II transcription regulator complex. The coding region runs from base 238 to 1608 and encodes 456 amino acids.